AUGACUGCAAUUACGACUGCAAUCACGACUGCAAUUUCUGCUAUCAUCAUCCUACUCUUACUGAUCGGUGUUUGCCCUACCGCAUCACAGGAUGAAAUUGGCUUAGACAACCUUGGCGUCAGUGACAGUAUCGCAGGGGCAAACGUGAACACAACAACAUUUCUGACACAUGGUGACAUUGCCCCCAAUUUACAAAGAAAUGCAGUUCCUUGCACAAGAAGAGGAUGCAAAUGGCCUAAGUGGGGAAGACGCGUCUAUGUGCCUGUCACUAUUUCAUCCCGAUUCACCAGCCAAGAGCGCAGAACAAUCAUUCGUGCUUUAGUGAGUUUUCAUCGGAGCACAUGCAUUCGCUUUAUGUGGAAACGCAGUUGGCAAAAAACCUAUCUGCACUUUUUCUCUGGAUCUGGGUGUUGGUCAUACCUUGGUCGUCAAAGGGGAAGGCAGCUAGUCUCUUUGCGGAAAAAUGGCUGUGUGCGCCAUGGCAUUGUGCAACACGAGGUUCUUCACGCUCUUGGAUUUCACCAUGAGCAAGUUCGGUCUGACCGAGAUGCUCACGUCAGAAUUUUGUUUCAGAACAUAAUUUCAGGAUUUGAACGGAACUUUCAGAAGGUGAACACCAACAACUUGGGUACUCCCUAUGACUUUGACUCCAUCAUGCAUUACAGCAAAUUUGCCUUCUCCAAAAACAGACAACCAACUAUUGUCGCUAAAAGAGACCCUGGCCGUAUGUUUGGUCUUUCAUCAAGCAUGACUCGCAAUGACAUCGCACGUGUCAAUGCUCUAUAUCGAUGCCCCAUCACUCCAAUCCUCAAGAAACCUGGUGCCGACCACUCCGACUUCAAUAACUUCCGCCCCAUAUCCAACCUCCCCUUCAUCUCCAAAAUCCUCGAAAGCACAGUCGCCUCCCAACUCCACUCUCAUCUAUCCCAGAAUGAACAGUUUCAAUUUGGUUUUCGCCCACUACAGAGCACUGAAACAGCACUCGUUAAAAUAACCAAUGACCUCCUCAUAGCAGCUGAUUCUGGACUACUCUCCAUCCUCAUCCUCCUAGACCUAUCUGCAGCCUUUGAUACCAUUAGUCACACCACACUCCUCCACUAG
Molecule: messenger RNA, 1101 nt
Organism: Nerophis lumbriciformis (worm pipefish)
Lineage: Eukaryota; Metazoa; Chordata; Actinopteri; Syngnathiformes; Syngnathidae
Source: RefSeq, a predicted model, not a curated record